UCCCCCUGUCACAUUUCCCUGCAUUUUUGUCUGAUUUCUAGAUCUGCUUGAGUGUUUUGUUGUAGGCCUCUGUUCUAUUGGUUGUUUUGUUGCAGAUGUAGCGGUGGAUUCCUCUGUCUAUUUUGAUUCCUGCUACCGCUGUCAUUUAAUAUUGACGACCCCCGUAGCGAGUGUUGUAUGAUUCCUUUUAUUCCUUUAGGCAUCUGCUAGGUGUAUGAUUAAAAUGUAACGUGUAUACACACUGGCCGUUUGAAUUUCUGCUGGCCUGUUUGAUGUAGAUGUAGGAUGCUAAUGCUCAAUCUCUUGGUCAGUUCAGUCUCAUGCUCUAUAGCUGUUGGGGUUUCUGAUUUCUGUGUCCAUUAUUUUGUACUCUGCUUGCUCUGUAUUUUGUGAUUUCGUUUGUUCAGAGUGUUUGGGUACUCCCAUUAAUUUGUGUGAUUUAACUUAGCUUCAUUUGCUUACCAAAACUCUUUUUCCAGCUACUCUCUGUUUUUGAUUUUGUCUGCACUAGUAGUUGCUGCAAGGAGCUGUUGGGAGUUUUGGAGUUGAUUGCAGUAUCACUUACAGUAAUUUUUUCAGUGUAACUUUCACUGAUUUGCACUUAAUUUCCAGUACUUUUUCAGUCAAUUUUGGACUGAUAAUUUCUAUUGUAAAUUUGAGUGGAAUUUCAGUUUAAUUUCAUUGCAGUCCAGUGUAAUUGUAUAGUGGUGUGCACCCCUGUAACUUACCAUACUAAUUAUAAGGUUUUUCACAGUGAAAUUUUUACUAUAAUUACAGUGUAUAGUACACUGUAAUUUUAGUGUAUUUUUCAUUGUAAUUUCAGUAAUGUUUAACUUACAGUGAUUUACUCCGAAUUUUCCAGUAUCUUCAGUGUAACUUAGUGAUAUUUGCAGUGUAACUUAUAGUGACAUUUUCAGUGUAACUUAUAAUGAUUCGCACUGAAAUUUCCAGUAUUUUUUAGUGUUACUUACAGUGAUUUGCACUGAAAUUUCCAGUGUAAAUUUCAGUUUAAUUACAUUGUGGUCCGGUAUAAGUGCAUAGUGCGGUACAACAUUGUAACUUACAUUACUAUGCAUUGAAAAUUCCAGUCUAAAUUCCAGUGUAGUUACACUGUAAAUCCAUAGUGCAAUUUCAUUGUAUUUUUACUAUGUAAUUACACUGUAAUAUCAGUGUACUUACACUGUAAAUCAGAGUGUAAUUUCAGCGAAUUACAUUGUAAUCCUAGUGAAUACGAUUCAGCUUUUGUAUGUUCAUUCAGCUUUUUGCGAAUGAUAGUAACGAUUUAGUUGAGUGUGUCUAGUAGUCUUUUGGAGGGUGUUCAUUCCGCUGUUAUUUUUAGUUUACUAUCAUAAUCAUUUGACCAUGGUUAGUUAAAUAGACUGGCAGAUUGAGGAAGGGUUGCGGGAGAGUUGUUUUUAGUUACUAUCAUAGUCCUUUUCUUGGUAUUGUCGUUAUUUUUAGUCUUAUAUAGGGUGUUCAUUCAGCUUUUGUAUUACUUUACCACGAUUUGCAGUGCUUUUGUGUUCUCAUUUUUAUCCUUGCUUCAUCAUAAUCAUUUGACUAUGGUUAGUGAUACAGAUGGGCAGAUUGCAGAAGGGUUGUGGGCAGGAAGCCCAUGAUCUUUCUCCUGAUAGCAGUGUAGAUUCUUCUGAGAAGCCUUUUGUUCCUGACGAUUGUUUUGAUGCUAAUUCUUUCAAAGUGUCCCAUGUUUAAGUCUUGCUUUAAUAUCCAGUCCUACUUGUUUGCUUUUCCCGCGUUCUAGUUUAAUUUAGUUAGUUGUGCUUUUCUGUCGGAUUCUUCUAUGGAUGAUGGCACGUUUGACAAAGCAUUGUUUGAUUUCUAAGGAUGAAGGAGUGCAUCUUCUUCAUCUUGCAGGUAUGACUCAUGUCUUUGCAUUCUUGCUUCACCUUCUUGAACCUGAAAUUUUGGAAAAAUGAAAGCACUCAGCAGUCUCUGUAUUAAGUCUACUCUAAUUUUUAAGAAUUACAAUGUAAUUCUGAAUUUUUACAGUGUCAAAAAGGAAGUAAUUUACAAGAUAUGACACAGUAAUUAUUUUGAACCAUAGCCUUUCAUUUUGUUACAAUGUACUGUAAUUCUGAAAAAAUUUACACUGUCAAAACAGAAGUAAUUUGCAAUGUAAUUCCUUGCUUUUUUCUGUAUAUUACAAUACUAAUUACCAUGCAGAGCUACAAUAAAUUUGAACCAUACUUGUAGGUGUAUUUUUUCAUUCAAUGCUUUACUUUUAGUAUAUGGCAGUAACUGGUGUAAAAAAAAUGUAAUUUCUGAAUCAUAAUUACAGUAUAUUGUCUGCAUUUUUUAAGUGUAAACAAGAAAGCAAUGUUAGUGUAAUUUUCAAGUUUCCUUUUUGACGGUUACUGUAAUAAUUUGAACUACAAGUCAAAAUAAUUUGACCAUUUUACAGUCCCAAAGUUUAUGAAUUAUAGUAUUGUUCCUAGCCUUUUUGUUUGAGCAGUUCAGUGCUUUUUCAGUCUAACUAUAUGGAAGAUACACUGAUGAAUCAUAGCAAUCAGUUCACUGCUUUUAGUUUUCUAGACCGUCAACUCUAACCAACCCUAAGAUGAUACCCAAACUUACUGAAUGUUCUAAACCCUAAGGUUUCUGUGAAGGUUUUGUGAGUAAUAUUUUUAUGUGAAUUUUUUUGUCAUUGUCAAGUUAGUUCACAAGCAUCGUAAAGGGUGUCUGUUGUAAAUCCUGUUCUUAUUUUUGAUUUUUUUUUUGUUUGAAGUUUCUGAAUUUUCUGCAUGUACAUUUUGUACUACUAGCUUCACUGUAACAUCUAAGCAGAUUUUCAGAGUUCCCCUUUAUGUUUCCUCUAGUAUGUAAGGGGGGACUGAACUAGAUUCAGUCUUAACACCUUAGAAGGUUGUCCAUGCUUUCCUGUCUAUGUUGAUCCUUACUAAUCGUAAUCUGAUCUUUUUGUUCUUGCAAAGUUCAGAUUUCCUGUGCACGUUCCGUGUAGAUGUUGAGAAUUAGGAGAGGGAGCUGUUUUACAGGAGAAGUACUGGGAGUGAGUGCAAAGUUUUGUAGGAGAGAUUUCUUCACCUGUCAAUCCAUGAUUUUUCUGCAGGUUUGCCUCCUGGUAGGUGGGACAGAAACAGCGACAAAAAAAGGACAGGAACAUACAAUGGACAUGGCACACUUGUCAAUUUGUGGGUGGUCUAAAAAUCUGACUGAAACUAAAUCAUAAUAGUAGGAUCUAAGAUGAAUAUAUAGACAUCAAUUUUGUUGCUGUCUUGAUCGGAAGCAUCAAGCCGUAUAUUUCCGCAGAAGCUGUGACACACGUAUCUUUGUGCGGAAGGACUGCAGCACCGUCAUGCUCACGCCUCAGAUUUCUUCGUCGCCCUUGGCAAAUAUCUCGAUGAACUGGUGCAGGAGAGACGGCACCGUCCCAAAAACUAAAUGCUCAGUUUCCACUUGUUACUUGUUGUUACGUUACCAACAACAACGACGACGACACGGCAUCACUGCUGCAUCGAUCUGCAUAUGCAACCCACAAAGAAAAGAAAAGAAGCCAUCUUGUUCUCGUACGCAUCGAUCCCCACCACUCGCUCUCGAUCGCAUCAAGAAACGCCUAUCUACAGCUAGACAACACUCGUGUUCUCCGUUCAACUUAGUAACCUCUCUGUACAUAGAGAUAAGACCAGACAAAUCCAUCAGCUAGUCACUCGAUCGGGGCCCCGCCAUGGAGCAAUGGGCGUACUACCAUUGCCUCUUCCUGGCUCUCCUCCUCCCUCUCCUGCUGCUCAAGCUCAACAGCAAGCGUGGCGGCGUGCGUCUGCCACCCGGUCCGUGGCGGCUGCCGGUCAUCGGCAGCCUGCAGCACCUCGCCGGCAACCCGCUCGUGCACCGCGUCAUGGCCGACCUCGCGCGCCGGCUGGACGCGCCGCUCAUGUACCUCAAGCUCGGCGAGGUGCCCGUGGUGGUGGCCACGUCCCCGGAGGCCGCCCGCGAGAUCAUGCGGACGCACGACGUCGUCUUCGCGACGCGGCCGUGGAGCCCCACCGUCAAGAUCAUGAACGCCGAGGGGCAAGGCCUGAUAUUCGCGCGCUACGGUGCGUUGUGGCGCCAGCUCCGCAAGAUCUGCAUCCUGGAGCUGCUCAGCGCGCGCCGCGUGCAGUCGUUCCGCCAUAUCAGAGAGGACGAGGUCGGACGCCUCCUGGCCGCUGUUGCCGCGGUGCCGCCCGGGGAGCCCGUGAACGUGAGCGAGCGGAUCGCCGUGCUCAUCACCGACUCGGCGGUGCGCGCCAUGAUUGGGGACAGGUUUAAGAGGCGGGAGGAGUUCUUGCAGACUCUCGACGAAGGGGUCAAGCUCGUCGCCGGGUUCAACCUCGGCGACCUCUUCCCGUCGUCGCGCCUCGCCAGCUUCAUCAGCGGCACGGCGCGGCUGGCCGAGGAGAACCACCGCAAGAGCUUCGAGCUCAUGGAGUACGCGAUCCAGCAGCACGAGCAGCAGAGGGCCGCCGCCUCAGCGAACGAUGACGGAGGAGAGGACCUAGUGGACACGCUCUUGAGGAUACGCAAGGAAGGUGGCCUCGACGUGCCUCUUACCAUGGGCAUGAUCAAAGCAGUUAUACUGGAUCUAUUUGGUGCCGGGAGUGAGACUUCAGCUACCACACUUCAGUGGGCCAUGUCGGAGCUCAUGAGGUACCCAAACGUGAUGCGGAAAGCACAAGCUGAAGUACGCAAAAACCUCCAAGGAAAACAUAAGGUGACUGAGGAUGACUUGGCCAAUCUCAAGUACCUUAGACUCGUCAUCAAGGAGACAAUGAGGUUGCAUCCAGCCGCGCCAUUGCUUCUCCCUAGAGAGGCCAUGGAGCCUUGCAAAAUUCUCGGGUACGACAUACCCAAGGGCACCACGGUGUUGGUGAAUGCAUGGGCGAUCGGCAGGGAUCCUAAGCAUUGGGAGGAUCCUGAGGAGUUCAAGCCGGAGAGAUUCAAGUCCGGAAUGGUCGACUUCAAAGGCACAAACUUCGAGUACAUACCGUUCGGGGCAGGCAGGAGAAUGUGCCCUGGAAUGACAUUUGCGCAGGCCAGCAUGGAGAUUGUGCUCGCCUCACUUCUCUACCACUUUGACUGGGAGCUCCCAAGUGGGGUUAAGCCAGAUGGGCUAGACAUGACCGAGGAGAUGGGUCUCACCGUCCGGCGAAAGAACGACUUGUAUCUGCACGCCGUGGUCCAUGUACCCCUGAUUUGAUUUACACUUGCAUUGGUAUGUCAUAUGUGACUGAAUUCUCGCAUAUUUGUGCCUUCUAUGUGCCUUGGUCAACUGUGUGACUGCUAGACUGCCUUGUCAGGUGACUGCCAGAGAUACGUUGUCGAUUAAUUUGGGGUCCUCAAACUUCUCUGAUCCUCAUACUUGGAUGUUCAUCUUAGAACACCGAUCAGUGAAUUAAUUUUAUGUUAUGUACUGAGAUCUUGACCAUCUGUUUACCAGAUUUGA
Molecule: messenger RNA, 5461 nt
Organism: Aegilops tauschii subsp. strangulata
Lineage: Eukaryota; Viridiplantae; Streptophyta; Magnoliopsida; Poales; Poaceae
Product: desmethyl-deoxy-podophyllotoxin synthase
Molecular function (GO): iron ion binding; heme binding; monooxygenase activity
Source: RefSeq, a predicted model, not a curated record